Pteropus alecto (black flying fox) is the source of this 3488-nucleotide messenger RNA. RefSeq names its product glycosyltransferase 1 domain containing 1 (gene GLT1D1). Lineage: Eukaryota; Metazoa; Chordata; Mammalia; Chiroptera; Pteropodidae. The record is from RefSeq and is a predicted model, not a curated record. The transcript has 16 exons. Bases 352 to 1953 code for a protein of 533 amino acids.
CCGGCCCGCCCCUCGGGCGUCCCCAUUGGGCGAGCUCGUCGCCGCACAGCCCGCCGGGAACUUCCGUCAUCACCCCGGAAGCCUGCCGCGGCGGCGGCCCCGCUUCCGCCGUCGGCGGGGCGACAGGGCGGAGGCGUGCCCACGGACGGGACGAGCCUUCGGCCGGCACCCCGACGUUCCAUCCCCGCCAGCGACAGCCGGACUGCCCACAGGGCCUUGGGGCUCUGCCUGCGCUGCGGGCUAGCCCCCCAUUAAGGCCGGGCCCCGCGCUUGGUUCCAGCCUCGCGGCCUUCGCGGCCUAGAGCGGGGCUCCUGCCUGCGCACCGCCCGACGUGGGCACGUGCUCCUGGGAUGUGUGGGCCGCCCUCGGCCUCCCUGGCCUCUACUCGCCUCCAGGUUCCGGUUCCACCCCAGCUCCCCAGGGUCGAUUCAGUGCGAGGCCAUCUCUUCCUUCAUCCUUACCUCCUGCUGAGACAAGGCUGGACCGAUCCCCUGGGAAGUGGGCUUGCUGCUAGGCCGUCUGGGGACCAUCUAGAAGCCGCGGGCCACGCGUGUGUCCUGAGAGACGCCUCUGACUUCGACAGCCAGCCGGACGUCGCCGACUUCAUCCAGGCCGUGGGCGCGGAGGCGGCGCUGGCCCUCCACCUCUACCGAGGGGGCCGGCUUCUGCGAGGCCACGGAGUCCCUUUUGGAAUCAUCUUCGGUGGGACCGAUUUAAAUGAAGACGUGAACGACGGGGAAAAAAAUCAAGUGAUGGGCAGCGUCCUUCAAGAAGCCAGAUUUGCCGUCGCGUUCACGGAGUCGAUGAAGGAUGUGGCGUGCCUGCGGUGGCCGCAUGCUAAGGGUAAAAUCUAUGUGCAGAGUCAAGGGAUCGUGACGGCCCCAAAUGCCGCCUUUGACUGGAACACCUUCCUCCGGCGCGCAGAGAUUCGCCGGAGCGCUGACGAGGCGCGCGUGUUUCUCCUGGUCUGCGGGCUGAGACAGGUGAAAGACCCCCUGUACCUGGUGGAUGCGUUCUCAGCAUGGCAUCAAGAAGAACCCAGUGUGUACAUGGUGAUCGUGGGCCCCGAGGUCGAUCCCGUGUUCACCCGGGAAGUGAAGGCCGGAGUGAGGAGCUGUGGAUCCCUCCGCUCAGCCGACGCCUCUGGCGUAGUCUCCGCCGACGUACUGGUGCUUACCCGGCGCCGGUGGACAAAGGGGCCAGUUGAACUUGAGCGCUGCAGGGACCACCCGGGAUGGAGCGAGCUGCAAACGCCUCGGCGCGGGCCCCGGCACACCACGGCCUCACAGCGCACGCGUCAGCGUCCUGGUCAGCGCGAGCCACCGACACGUAAGCGGUAUUCGUGCCGCAGUCCUCCGAAGUUCAGCUCCACGCACACUUUAGUUGCUCGCUCCCACAUGUGUCGUGACGAUCGCCGAUGCCGGUCUUUACCGUACGAAACGGAAGUGGAGAACCAUGACCUGGAGCCUUCCGUGACCGCGAAACACCACCGAGAGGCCUCAACCAGGGGGGCCCGUCGCUGUUUCCGGGAGGUGGCCGUGCAGCUGGAGACGAGCAGGAAGCUGGUGGCUCUCGUCCACGCAUCAAGCCAGCUCUGCUUCACCCUGACAGCGGAAACAGAAGAGUCUCAGGGGGCAGAGAGGAGGUGGACAGCAUGGCGGAACCGUGUGGGCCGUGGGUGGCCGGAGCAGACGGCGAUGGAUCUGGAAGUUCCGGUCUUGGCCAGAAACAUCCCUGGGAACGCUGCCGUGGUGACCCACGAGGUGACGGGACUGCUGUUCUCUGACCCUCAGGAGUUCGUCCAGCUGGCAAAGAGACUGGUGAGUGAUCCCGCCUUAGAAAGAAGAAUCGUGGCCAACGGGAGGGAGUACGUGAGGACCUAUCACUCUUGGCAGGUGGAAAGAGCCACCUAUCAGCACCUCGUCAGGACACUCGGGGCCUCCGAGGACUGAGGGCGCCCGCCCGGUGCCCGCCACGCACCAGCCUCCGCCGCCAUCGGAUGCGCAGCCCUGGGCGAGGAGCUCCGGGGCCCGCGGGUCCAGCCCAGCCCAGGGAGCAGGCCAGCCUCGUGGGAGUCGCAGACGUGCGGGUCACAGGGCGGCUCACCCCAAACUCCGCACUUCCAGAUCAGCCGGAAUCGUGGCCACCAGAGCAGGGGAGGGGUAGCGGGUCUUAGGGAGAAUCGGGGAGAGAUCGGAUUAGCUGCUUUGGGACUUUCUUGGGCACAGCAGGGGCUUAUUCGAAGCCAUCACAGGGAGGCACCGUCCCCCGUCUCCUGAUGACCCGUGAGCCAGCAUCGUCUGUUCAGAACACAGAAACGCAGCGAACAGGUCCUGGUGGCGCGUUUCGCGUGGUCCGGACCCUCUGGCGAGUCUGGGUCCUGACGACACGCGAUGGGCCCCGGCGACACUGGGGCCCGGGCCGGUGCGGCCCUCCUCCCAGCUGAGUGGCGGGAGGGGAGCGGGCGCCCCCUGCAAAAGCAAGCAGAUCCCCUGUCAGCUCUGGCUGCUGCUCGGCCAGAUUCCAGUCGAAACUGAGUUGGCACGAGGGCCACGUCACCUGUGGCCUCACACCCUGCACGUGGCCCUGAGCUGGACCUGGGUCCCUGGGGUCACCACAUCCCUCCACCUCCUCCCAGCCCCAGGCGCCCAGGGCCGGCAGGCCGGGGUCUGAGUGACGUUACGCAGCAUCCAGCGAGUUCCGCCAAGGGCGGCCAUCUCCGUCGCGAUGCCCUGGCCACCCCGGCUCCGCGUCCCUGAGGACACGGGCUGCUCUUUCUUUCGGUGGCUGCUGCCUCUGUGGGAUCCUGAAAUCGUUGCAUUCCAGUGGACGUUCCGUGACGAUUAAGAGGGCGUGGGUGACGUGCUCCAUGGCACGUGUGACGGAGAAAGCAACGGGCAUGCAGGGGACAGGUGCAAAGCAGGCCCCAGGCCCGUCGCGGGAGCGUUUGGUGGCGUCUGCUCGGGGGGAGGGGCCUCCCCACCCUGGGAUGUUUUGCUUUACGAUCACCGUGCUUUUAAAGAAGCGGCCAAACCUACACCUUCCUUUUUUAAAAGAAUAAGCCUCAAAUUAAACUUCUUAACCUCUGGUGACACGGGAUGAGACCGGCACGUGUAGGCUCUGGGCCAUGUCACUGGACGCCACAAUCUCAGAGCGAGUCCCUCUCCGGAAGGGCCGUCGGCUGGGAACGAUGGGUGCUCCUCACUCCCGGGACAUGCGGUCCUGCUCACCCCAGUCCCCCCCCUGCUCGGCACGUGACGGGCACAAGCCCCCAGGGCCCCUGUCUGGGCACAGCGAGGGGAGGGCGGGACACACAGAGCCCAUGUUCGGGGCAGGCGGCUCGGUCUGAAUCUGGAAGGAGCGACGCCACCUCUGAAAGGCCCAGCGCUGUCUUGGUCCCGUCCGGUGACGCCGCUGGCCCCCGGAACCUCCACUCUGCCCGUCAUUAUCCGACGUGUUGACGCAAAUGCGCGCGAGGCCCCGUGCG